Molecule: messenger RNA, 1040 nt
Organism: Apis dorsata (giant honeybee)
Lineage: Eukaryota; Metazoa; Arthropoda; Insecta; Hymenoptera; Apidae
Exons: 6
Coding region: 164-556 (130 amino acids)
Source: RefSeq, a predicted model, not a curated record
UCGAGAAAUUAAUUACUUUAAAUUUUCCCACUCCAUCUGUAUUAGUUUCAAAUUCGCCGAUUUGUCGGAUCCAUAGUGUUAUGAAUACGCGUUGUUGGGCCAAAUCCAUUACGUGUCCCCCAGGAAUCGAAUAUCCCGCUAAUAUUUCGCCGGGCGGACAGUAAUGGUAGAUAGCCCGAAUCCCGAUUCCCAGGAAAAGGAAACUAGAAUUUACAUGGAUUUCCUUUCGACGUUACGUCGCAAUUUCUGUCCAUCAGGUUACCGUGAUCAUGAAGGCGGUUCCUCCAGGGUGAGGCUCUUCCAUUGCACUACGGUUGAGCUGACCUCUGCGAAUAUCCCUAAUGUGGAUAUCUCGGACUUCCAAAAAUUUCCGUUAUGUAGUGCUAGAGGUUACCGUGAUCAUAAAGGCGGUUCCUCCAGGGUGAGGCUCUCCCAUUGCACUACGGUUGGGCUGACCUCUGCGAAUACCCCUAAUGUGGGUAUCUCGGACAGAUCGGAGGAGAGAGAAGGAGAGGAGGGUGAACACAAUAAGUACUCGAAACCACGAAAAUGUUAGAGUAGUCUUUCAUUCAAUUUUGCUCGUUUGCUUUGUCCAAUCUCGAUUGGACUGCACGGAUUCACUUCCAUCAGCGAUAUUAUUUCCCCAGAUCUUCCUCCCUCCCUCCCUUCCCCAUAGGUCUUUCAUUCCUGGAAAAUACCGUGACUCGGUGUGUUUUAGAUAUUGUUCACCGAAACCGGAAUAGAAAUUAUUGAAUACCAUCGAUUGUUGGUGAUACUCGAGCCCACUCUUCUGGGCAUCAAUGUCAAGCUAACAGACAGUAAGUAAUCAAAAUCAAUGAGAGUGGAGUGGAGUGGUGGUUCGGCUGCCAUUUUUGAAGUUUUCUAUUCGAGAUAUCGAAUGUACGACGAUAAGAAUAUUCCGUGGAAAGAUUUAUACAUCGGACGGGUCUCGAAUUUUUACAAUUACGUUAAAAGCACACGUUACGAUGAAUUGCUUCUGAAUUAUAAAAUAAUCGUUAUUGAUUUUCUUGAUUUUCCAC